AUGUCUCUCACCUUCAAGCUACUAUCACUGGUGAUCCGGACGGCCGCAAAACCAAUAGGUAACUACAUCAAACGACAAGCCAAAGAACAUGAAGCCUUCCGCAAAUUCGCAGUCAAUCGAGCUCAGUUCGUCCAUCGGAUCGACAUGCGUAUGCGGUUAGGAAUACUCCACGAUGCAGAUGCACAGCAGAGACUACACGAGCGGGAGCAGAAAGCAGCAGAUGAGCGGAAGCGAAAGGCUGAAGCCCCAACUGUGCGGACGGAAGUGGAUCAGAAGCAGCAUGAGGAAGACAAGGCAUUGGGCAAGGACGAGAUUACAGAAGCCAAGAAGAAGAAAGAAGACGUUGGCAAGGUCAAGAUCCGUCCGCUAAGUGAGGCUAAAGCGAUUGAGCUGGGCGCGAACUUCUUCUCAGAAGCCUUCAUAUUCGCGGUUGCGGCAGGAUUACUGGUAUGGGAUAGUUGGCGAAGUAGGAAGAAGGAGAGUGCAAGACGGGACGAUGUAGCCGAAAGGUUGGGCGAACUUGAGGCAGAGGUCGAGAGAUUACGUGGGAAGUACGAGCCUCAGCUGCUUGCGAUCACAGAGAAGGUGAAGCCGUAUGAGAAGAAGUAUAGCUGGUGGAAUCCCGCUGGAUGGUGGAUGCGGACAGAGCCACUGGGUGGAGGCGGGAUGCCUGUCGCGGACGAGGUGGGUGCGACCAAGCCCAUACCUGGCAAUGUGCCUGUGUCGCAGCCGGAGAAAGCGAUCAAGCCUACAGUACCCUCGUCGAAACCGAAAGAGGUUAAAGGGCAGAUGACUGGCAAAGCCCCUGGCGCGAAGGCCGCUGAUACUGCCAAAGUCGAGCUUCGGGCGACUACAGGGACACGAAUACAACAUUCGCUGUCCAAAGGAGUGGACCGUGUUCCGUCGGUGAAAGAGGAGCGAUGA
Molecule: messenger RNA, 924 nt
Organism: Recurvomyces mirabilis
Lineage: Eukaryota; Fungi; Ascomycota; Dothideomycetes; Mycosphaerellales; Teratosphaeriaceae
Exons: 2
Coding region: 1-924 (307 amino acids)
Biological process (GO): regulation of lipid metabolic process
Cellular component (GO): mitochondrion
Source: RefSeq, a predicted model, not a curated record